Closterium sp. NIES-67 is the source of this 509-nucleotide messenger RNA. Lineage: Eukaryota; Viridiplantae; Streptophyta; Zygnematophyceae; Desmidiales; Closteriaceae. The record is from the annotation of a GenBank genome assembly.
GGAGAGGUGGCUUGGAAAGAAGCCUCCAGUGGACAUGCUUCGAGUGUUCGGAUGCAUGGCAGUAGCGCAUGUCCCUAAACCGUACAGGACAAAGCUUGGAGCAUCUGCACUUUGGUGUGUGCACCUUGGGCUUGCGGCAGAGAGCAAGAGAAUGGCAACGAGAAAGCUGCUGAGCUCCACAAGUGGAGGAGCCACAACUGAGCAGCAGGAACAGGCUCAAGGCGAAGAUGCAGUGCUGUUCUUGGGUGAUGACCAAGACUUGGAGAAGGAAAGGUGUUCCUUUCCUGUUUUGCUGAUGCCACGUGGGCUUCUGAGCAUGAGGAUUCAUCAUCAGUUGGUGGAUACAUCUGCAUGGUGGGAGGUGGGCCUGUGAGUUGGAGGUCCAAGAAGCAGUCUGAGACGGCACUAUCUUCAGUGGAAUCUGAGUACAUGGCGAUGUUUCAUGCGGCAAAAGAAAUCAUCUGGCUAAGGAGGCUCUUGAAGGAGAUCGGCCAUGAACAGACUUGUGC